AUGGCGAUCGGGGCUGCUGCUGCUGCUGCUGCUGCUGCUGCUGCUGCUGCUGCUGCUGCUGCUGCUGCUGCUGCUGUGGUGGUGGUGGUGCUGGCUGCUGCUACUCUGAUUGUGGUGCAAGUACGGGGAGCUGCUGCUACUGUAGUGGUGGAGGUGCUGCUCGCUGCUGCUGAGGUAGUGGCGGUGGUGGUUAUAGUGUUGGGUGCUGCUGGAGCCGUGGUGGUGGUGUUGCCGGGUGCUGCCGCUCUGAGGGCGGUAUGGGGAGCUGCUGCUGCCGGAGUGGUUGCGGUAGGGGGCCUUGCCACUGAAGUGAUGGUGGUCCUCGGUGCUGCUGCUGCCGUGAUGGAGGUGCUGGGUGCUGUUACUGCGGUAUUGGUGGCGUUCCUGGGUGCUGCACCUCCGGUGGUGGUGAUGGUGUUGGGUGCUGCUGGAGCCGUGGUCCUGGUGCUGCUGGGUGCUUCUGCUCUGGUGGUGGUGGAACGGGGGCCUACUGUCGUAGUGGUGGCGGUGCUGGGUGCUGCUGCUGCUUGGGUGGAGGCGGUAUGGGGCCCUGGUGCUCAUGUGAUGGUGGUUUUCGUUGCUGCUGCUGCUCCUGUGGUGCUGGGCGCUGGUGCUCUGACGGUUGUGGUGCUGAUUCUGUGGUGCUAG
Molecule: messenger RNA, 648 nt
Organism: Sycon ciliatum
Lineage: Eukaryota; Metazoa; Porifera; Calcarea; Leucosolenida; Sycettidae
Product: antifreeze protein Maxi-like
Exons: 2
Coding region: 1-648 (215 amino acids)
Source: RefSeq, a predicted model, not a curated record